GCCGCCCCGCAGCCCGCGAUGCGCUCGGACCGCCGGCCACGCCGCGGGGCAUGGUGAGCCCGGGGCGGCCGCUCCCCGCGGGGACCCGGCAGGCGGCCUCGCUACUCCGCCUCGGCCUCCUCCUCCUGCCGCCGCUGCUGCGGGGCUCCGGGGCGCAGAAAGGUGAUGGAUGUGGACACACUGUUCUGGGCCCUGAAAGUGGAACUCUUGCUUCGAUAAACUACCCACAGACCUCUCCCAAUAGCACAGUCUGUGAAUGGGAAAUCCGUGUAAAGCCUGGGCAGCGAAUUCAGCUCAAAUUUGGUGAUUUAGACAUUGAUGACUCAGAUUCUUGUCAUUCCAGUUACUUGAGAGUUCACAAUGGGAUUGGCCCCACCAGGACAGAGAUAGGAAAGUACUGUGGAUUUGGCUUUCAAAUGGAUGGUUUAAUAGCUUCAAGAAGCAAUGAAGUCACAGUGCAGUUCAUGAGUGGAGUACACACUUCAGGGCGUGGAUUUCUUGCAGCUUACUCAACCACUGACAAAUCAGACCUAAUUACCUGUUUGGACAAUGCAAGUCAUUUUUCUGAACCAGAAUUCAAUAAAUAUUGCCCAGCUGGAUGUGUGAUUCCUUUUGCUGAUAUUUCAGGCACUAUUCCCCAUGGAUACAGAGAUUCAUCAUCACUUUGCAUGGCUGGUGUUCAUGCAGGCGUCGUGUCAAAUACUCUGGGUGGCCAAAUUAACGUUGUAAUCAGCAAAGGCAUUCCAUACUAUGAAGGCUCCCUGGCUAACAAUGUCACCUCAAAAGUGGGACCGUUAUCUACAAGUCUCUUCACAUUUAAGACUAGCGGUUGCUAUGGGACGCUGGGAAUGGAAUCUGGGGUAAUCUCUGAUUCCCAGAUUACGGCAUCAUCUAUUCUUGAGUGGCCUGACCAAACAGGAAGAGUGAACACUUGGAAACCUGAAAAUGCCAGACUGAAAAGGCAUGGACCUCCUUGGGCUGCUUUGGACAGUGAUGAACGUCAGUGGCUGCAGAUAGACUUGAAUAAAGAAAAGAGAAUUACAGGUAUUAUAACUACUGGAUCAACCUUAGCAGAGUACUACUAUUAUGUCUCAGCCUACAGAAUUUUAUACAGUGAUGAUGCACAAAAGUGGACAGUAUACAGAGAACCUGGCAUUGAUAAAGAUAAGGUAUUUCAAGGGAACACUGAAUUGUACCAGGAAGUUCGCAAUAAUUUUAUCCCACCUAUUAUUGCACGAUUUGUUAGGAUUAACCCCUUAAAAUGGCACCAGAAAAUUGCAAUGAAAGUAGAAUUGCUAGGAUGUCAAUUCAGCAUAGUCCGUGCUCCUAAAAUCUCCAUGCUGCCUCCCCCACCGCCUCAGGACACCAACAAGGUUGAUGACAUCAGUGAGGACUUCAUUCACUCAGUGAAGACUUCGUUGCAGACAGAUAAAACAACUUUCACACCUGAAAUAAAAAACACCACAGUGACUCCAAGUGUAACCAAAGAUGUGGCAUUGGCAGCAGUUCUGGUUCCAGUGCUGGUGAUGGUCUUCACUACUCUGAUUCUUAUCUUAGUUUGUGCGUGGCAUUGGAGAAACCGCAAGAAAAAAACUGAGGGCACGUAUGAUCUACCUUACUGGGAUCGUGCAGGGUGGUGGAAAGGAAUGAAGCAGUUUCUCCCUACCAAAUCAACAGAACAUGAAGAAACUCCUGUACGUUACAGCAGCAGUGAAAUUGGUCGCCUCAGACCAAGAGAAGUUCCAACAAUGUUGCAGACAGAAUCUGCAGAGUAUGCUCAGCCUCUGGUUGGCGGCAUUGUCGGCUCGCUUCAUCAGAGAUCAACCUUCAAACCAGAGGAAGGAAAAGAAGCAAGUUAUGCUGAUUUGGACCCUUACAAUUCACCUGUACAAGAAGUUUAUCAUGCCUAUGCUGAACCACUGCCUAUAACUGGACCAGAAUACGCAACUCCAAUAGUCAUGGACAUGUCCAGUCAUCCCAGCACACCUCUUGGCGUUCCUUCUAUUUCCACCUUCAAAGCAGCAGGGAAUCAAGCUCCUUCACUGGUGGGAACUUACAAUAAGCUCUUGUCCAGGACAGACAGCGUGUCCUCAGCACAGGCACUGUAUGACACACCAAAGGGACAGCUGGGGCCAGGCACUGCUGACGAGUUGGUGUACCAGGUACCGCUGAGCACGGCCCAUUCCAUCAGCAGUAAAGAUGAACCAAGUUAGCUCAUAUAUAAGGUAUAUAAGGCAGGACGAUGGCAAACAUGGCUUGUUUUUAAAAGCCAGUUUCGUAAAGCUGACAGAUUCAUUUUUUAAUCACACUGUUUUGAUAACUGUUAUUCUUAAGUAAUACAGUGUUGAGCCAAAAGAUGUAUCAUUGGAAAUCUGCGAAACCAGUCAUUCUGCCUUUUCUUAAGCUGCAUUUAUAACCAGGAGCUCUGUUGUUGGUGUUUUUUUCCCUACUGUACAGUUAUCUGUCAGGCAUGACAGAAGGUCUCUUCAAGAUUAGCUUCAAAAAGUCAUAGAUGUGAAUGAUGAAUUUGGAGAAACAACUGUUGAAAGUACGAAAGAUGGUAAUUUAUUUGCUAAUGGUACUAUUUCUGGGGAAAAAUAAUAACCCACAGUCAAAACUUCAGAUUUUCAAAAAUCUGUAGGCACGGCACGAGUUGCCCAGAGCGUGGAUGGUGGAUGCCCCAUCUCUGGUGCCAUUUAAGGUCAGGUUAGAGGGGCUCUGAGCAACCUGAUCGAGCUGUAGGUGCUCCUGUUCACUGCAGGGAGAUGGACCAGAUGACUGAUGAGGGUCCCUUCCACUGAAACAAUUCUAUUGUUCUAUGAUACAUAGGUACUACAGCUUCUAAAAUUCAUUUUACCCUAUAAAAUUUGUGUACAGCCUCGAACUUUGGAAAUUCCAUUAACUUCAUGACAUAAAAAUGGUCAUGAUUGUAAAUUAUGUUAAUUUUGACUUUUGUUCACAGGACUGGGAAUCAUGACCUAUUUGUUCCUUAGAAUUUUCCUAGCAUUUUUGUUAGCCUUCGGAAACUAGAAUUUGCUGUCUUUACAACCCAUUUUCUUUUCUGCCUCAUGUCUUAAGCCGCUCAGCCUUUGUGUCCUGGUAGGGAUACAGCAGGUACAGUCUGAAGUCUUACAAGCAAAUUACCCUGCAACUGCUUUCACUUACCUGCUAAGUAAAGGCUGCUCUGACUGGUGUCUGCCUUCAAUUAAACUUCUGCAAGAAGCAUGCAGGCAUUCAAAGUGACUGACAUGUUCCCUCUCCCACAGCAGUAUCUAUUGUUGUAGGUUAAGAGGUGAGUGUAUUCAAAGAAAGAUAUGUACAUACUUUUGUGAGUGCUUGAAGAAGCACACAAAUAUUCUAACGGUGCGUAGUUUGUGUUAAUACAUGCAUUUAGCACGGAUGGUACUUUUAGCACAAUUGGAAAUCUUUGGUCCUAGGGCUUUUCUUAUGAUUGUUCUUUUUAAAGAUCUUGGAAUCUUUUAUGCUUUUUACUGAGAACAAUUGCUGUCCCAAAGAGUGUCAUUUUAGAAACAUUUAAUUGAAUUGUUAUCUUUUGAAUGUUCCAGUUUUCUCUGCAAUGAAACAUGGCAGUCAGUCUUCUACUUAAGAUUGGGUAGACUAGUUUUAUCUCGGUAAUCACAAAACGAGAACCAUUUGGAUGUCUAAUCUUGUUAGAAACAAAGCACAGCUUUUUAUCUUAAGUAGUAGAAAAGAAUUCUUAAAUAGCUUUAUUUUUAUUGUUACAGCACUGGUGGGAGGAUGCUGAAUUAAUUUAUAAAUGUGAAAAUCCCUAGCUACACAUUAGCCCAGUUUUAUGGACUGUAAUGGCUACUGUUUCCUUCUGUAACACAAUUUGUCAGCUUUGGUGUUGCCCGUGGGCCUGACAUGAGGUGGCUCCCAUCCCCAUCAAAGCCAAAGUCAUGUACAAGAGAACAGCUACUGCACCUCGUACAGAACAGUGCCCUGACUGAGUACUUGAGUCUUUUUGUAGAGAGACAACCAGCAUUUCUCAUGGUCUAUCCACUGCCUAGAAUGUUGUUACCUAUACUCUGCUGCCUUAAAACUCAAUUCUACAUUUUUUUGAUCAUGAACAGGAAUGCUUUUUAGAAUUGGGAGCCUAAGCCUAAAUCUGAGUAGGCAACGAAGGGCGGUAUAUAAGGCCUAGUUGUGGAAAGGAAUUUCCUGCAUAUAAGUUGUACUUCUGAUGUAAUUGCAACUUCUUCUGAUUGAUAAAGCUAGUUCACAGUCCUCUGUGCUCUCCUUAAACAGGCAGGUACGUGCUCGUGCCCCACAGCAGCAGUUAUAAGCUGGAUGUUAUGGCAUUUUAUUUGAAAGGGUUGGAAGGUUGGUUGGUUGCACCAAGGUGUGAUAUGCUGAUUCCAAUUCACUUGAAGAAACUUUUGAACUUUUAGUCUUUGAAACAAAAAUAUCUGCGUGGAUCACACGGAUUUGUUUAAGUAAUUUGGUAAAAUUAAUUAACAGUGUUGGAAAUCUGCAUUUUAUUUUUCUUGUAGGCCAGGUAUAGCGUAACAAUGGGUAUAACUGUAGGCUAAGGCAGUGUAAAAGAGUGGGUUUUGUUCAAGCAGCCACGAUGCGGUUUCAUUAUCUGAGCAGCAUGAUCUGUUGUAGUUAAGAAUGGAGUUAGGUCCUCUUUAUGAAAGAAAAUGGCCUCAUGCUUUGCUCACCGCUUUCAACAUUUACAUUGUAAGUUGGAAUUUCUCAUAGUUGGGUUUAAAGUGUAUGCUACAAACUGUUAAACAUCAACUCCCAAAUGUAAAUUGUGUGACAGACCUAAGAGUGAUGUUCUCCCAUGUACAAUGCAAGCAGAGGUACAAUUAAUGGGUCUCAUUUUUACAUGUGAAGCUAUAUGGAUAUAAAGUGUAUUUCAGCCUUCUUUGGCUUGAUUAUGUUCUUACCUCAGCAUGUAGCGUAGUUGCUCAGUAUCUGUAUAUGUUGCUAGAAAUUAGACUGUAUAAAUAGUGAGGUUUUUUAAUGUAUGUUAAAAAGUAUUUUAAAUAAAUUGUACAUACCUAUUAUGCCCA
Messenger RNA from Phasianus colchicus (ring-necked pheasant), 5042 nucleotides. It is a transcript of the gene DCBLD2, whose product is annotated as discoidin, CUB and LCCL domain containing 2. The record is from RefSeq and is a predicted model, not a curated record. NCBI's taxonomy places the organism in Eukaryota, Metazoa, Chordata, Aves, Galliformes, Phasianidae. Gene Ontology annotation, molecular function: signaling receptor activity. Gene Ontology annotation, biological process: wound healing. Gene Ontology annotation, cellular component: plasma membrane.